UGUUAGAGCUGCAGUGGAUCUGCUCACUUCCUCACUGAGCAGCACUUACAGUUACAGAUUUCGGGUGCAGGACAGAGCCGAGUGAGGAGCGUUGAUGCUGAUGAUGAAGCCCAGAAUAAGUGCUGCCUGCACACCAGCGCCGUGCUGAACACACACACACCCUUGAGCUACAGACGAGCAGGAUGAAAUGAGAGAAACACUGGACGAGAGGAGUCUCGGCAUGGCGGGACUGCAGCUGGUGACCCCCGCCUCCUCUCCCAUGGGGCCGUUCUUCGGCCUGCCGUGGCAACAGGAAGCGAUCCACGACAACAUCUACACACCGAGGAAAUAUCAGGUUGAACUUCUUGAAGCAGCUCUUGAACACAACACUAUAGUCUGCUUGAACACAGGCUCAGGGAAGACCUUCAUCGCAGUGCUGCUCAUAAAAGAGCUCUCGCACCAGAUCCGCCAGGACGCGGGCAAGAGGACCGUGUUCCUCGCCAACACAGCAGCGACGGUGGUCCAGCAAGCUUCCACCGUCCGGACGCACUCGGAUCUCCGGGUGGGGGAGUACACGGAGGGUUCGGAGUCAUGGCCCGAGGAAACGUGGAGCCGAGAGUUACAGGGAAAUCAGGUCCUGGUGAUGACGUGCCACGCCUUUCUGCGCGUGCUGCGGAUGGGAGCGUUGCCGCUGUCGCAGAUCAACCUGGUCGUUUUCGACGAGUGUCACCUGGCCAUCACGGACCAUCCCUACCGGGACAUAAUGAGGAAAUGCGAGGACGCCCCGAGCUGCCCCCGUAUCCUGGGUCUGACGGCUUCCAUCCUGAACGGUAAAUGUGACCCGUCGGACCUGGAGGAGAAGAUCCAGAACCUGGAGAAGAUCCUGAGGAGCAGUGCUGAAACCGCCACUGACCUGGUCGUGCUGGACAGGUACGCGACUCAGCCUCGUGAGGUGGUGCUGGACUGUGGUCUUUUCCAGGAUGCCAGCCGGUUGUCGGAGAGGCUCCUGAAAGAGCUGGACGAGGCUCUUCAUUUUCUCAACGACUGCAACGUGUCGGCACUUCGGGAAGACCGGGACCCCACUUACGUCUCCAAACAGGUCCUGAGCGACUGCAGGGCGGUCCUGACCGUGCUGGGACCCUGGUGCGCGGACAAGGCCGCCGGCAUCAUGGUGCGCGAGCUGCAGAAGUACAUCAAGCACGAGCAGGCCGAGCUGAACCGCAAGUUCCUGCUGUUCGCCGACACCAUCCUGAGGAAGCUGCACGCCCUGUGCGAGGAGCACUUCUCGCCGGCCUCGCUCGACCUCAAGUUCGUCACCCCCAAAGUCAUCAAGCUGCUGGAGAUCCUGCACCAGUACAAGCCCUUCGAGAGGCAGCAGUUCGAGAGCGUGGAGUGGUACAACAACCGCAACCAGGACAACUACGUCUCGUGGAGCGACUCCGAGGACGACGACGAGGACGAAGACGUGGAGGUGAAGGAGAAGGCCGAGGCUAACUUCCCCUCGCCCUUCACCAACAUCCUGUGUGGGAUCAUCUUCGUGGAGAGGCGAUACACCGCCGUCGUCCUCAACCGGCUGAUUAAGGAAGCGGGGAAGCAGGAUCCGGAACUGGCUUACAUCAGCAGCAACUUCAUCACCGGGCACAGCAUCGGCAAAAACCAGCCGCGGAACAAGCAGAUGGAGGUGGAGUUCAGAAAACAGGAGGAAGUGUUGAGGAAGUUCCGGGCGCAUGAAACCAACCUGCUCAUCGCCACCAGCAUCGUGGAGGAAGGCGUGGAUAUCCCAAAGUGCAACCUGGUGGUCCGGUUCGACCUGCCCACCGAGUAUCGCUCCUACGUGCAGUCCAAGGGCCGGGCGCGCGCCCCCGUAUCCAAUUACGUCAUGCUGGCCGACGGCGGGUGCACGAAAACGUUCGAGGAGGACCUGAAGACCUACAAGGCCAUCGAAAAGAUCCUCAGGAACAAGUGUUCCAAGUCAGCCGAGUGCGGCGAAUAUGAGGCGGAGUCCAUACUGGACGAUGACGACGUCCUCCCGCCGUACUCGCUCCGAGCCGAUGACGGAGGCCCCCGAGUCACCAUCAACACCGCGAUCGGUCACAUUAACAGGUAUUGCGCGAGGCUUCCCAGCGACCCCUUCACCCACCUGGCACCCAAGUGUAAAACAGCAGAGGUGAAAAAAGGAGUGUACCAGUCCACGCUCUUCCUGCCCAUCAACUCUCCCCUCAGAGUGCCGAUCGCUGGCCCGCCGAUGCCCUGUGCCAGGCUCGCCGAGAAAGCCGUCGCCCUGCUCUGCUGCGAGAAACUUCACAAAAUCGGCGAGCUGGACGAUCAUUUAAUGCCGGUCGGAAAGGAGACGGUGAAGUACGAGGAGGAGCUGGACCUGCACGACGAGGAGGAGACGAGUGUUCCGGGAAGGCCGGGCUCCACUAAGAGGAGACAGUGCUACCCCAAAGCUAUCCCCGAGUGCCUGCGAGGCAGCUACCCGGUACCCGAGCAGUCCUACUACCUGUACGUGAUCGGGAUGGUCCUGACAACACCACUACCUGAUGAGCUUAACUUUCGGCGGAGGAAGCUUUACCCCCCAGAGGACACCACCAGAUGCUUCGGCAUCCUCACCGCUAAACCCAUACCUCGAAUCCCCCAUUUCCCAGUGUACACUCGCUCCGGUGAGGUGACCAUCUCCAUCGAACUGCUGAAGUCGGGCUUCACUCUGAGCUCGGCCCAGCUGGAGCUCAUCACCCGUCUGCACCAGUACAUCUUCUCCCACAUCCUGCGUCUGGAAAAACCCGCGCUGGAGUUCAGGCCCACCGAGGCCGACUCGGCCUACUGCGUUCUACCUCUCAACGUGGUUGGCGAUUCCACGACUCUGGACAUGGACUUCAGGUUUAUGGAGGAUAUUGAGAAAUCCGAAGCACGCACUGGCAUUCCGAGCACACAGUACACCAAGCAGAACCUGUUCACUUUCAAACUGGAGGACUACCAAGAUGCUGUCAUCAUUCCACGGUAUCGAAAUUUCGACCAGCCGCACCGCUUUUACGUAGCCGACGUGUACACAGACCUCACACCUCUGAGUAAAUUCCCCUCGCCGGAGUACGAGACGUUCGCCGAGUACUACAAAACCAAGUACAACCUGGACCUGUCCAACGUCAACCAGCCCCUCCUCGAUGUGGACCACACGUCCUCCAGACUAAACCUGUUAACUCCUCGACACCUGAAUCAGAAGGGUAAAGCUCUGCCCCUCAGCAGCGCCGAGAAGAGGAAAGCCAAGUGGGAGAGUCUACAAAACAAGCAGAUUUUAGUUCCCGAACUGUGUGCCAUCCACCCCAUUCCUGCCUCGCUGUGGAGAAAAGCCGUGUGCCUUCCCAGCAUCCUCUACAGGCUGCACUGCCUCCUGACCGCUGAGGAACUGCGGGCUCAGACGGCCAUCGACGCCGGGGUGGGGGCGCAGAGCCUGCCGCCUGACUUCAGGUAUCCCAAUUUGGACUUCGGCUGGAAGAAAUCCAUCGACAGCAAGUCGUUCAUUUCCGGUUCCAGCACGGGCGCCGAGAACGAGGAAGACGACGGCGACGGCGACUCGGACGAUCACUGUGAGCGUGGCUCGAGCUUAGCAGCCCCCGAUUACACUGCCCAGGAGGACCCCAGCUCUGGCUCCUCUGAACCCCUAGAGGGCGCCGUGUCUAAAACGAGCAGCGACCCGCCAGACAUAAUAAACAGCGAGAGCGUUCGCGAGCACCCCGCCGACCUCAGUGACUGCCAGCCAGAGAGCGACGCCUCAGCACAAACCACUACCUCAGUCCCGAGCGGCGAGCCCGCGGCCGGCCAUGAAUGUAACUCGGACGGGAAAGUCGGAAUCCACGACACACCUACCUCAGAACCGACCGGCACAGAAGCACCGUCGGCUGCGUCGGCCGUAGCCGUUAGCGGGGACUGCGUGAAAGCGCUGGGGCCCAACCCGGGUCUCAUCCUGCAGGCCCUCACCCUCUCCAACGCCAGCGAUGGGUUUAACCUGGAGCGACUGGAGAUGCUGGGCGACUCGUUCCUCAAACACGCCAUCACCACCUACCUGUUCUGCACCUACCCCGACGCCCACGAGGGACGCCUGUCCUACAUGAGGAGCAAGAAGGUCAGUAACUGUAACCUGUAUCGUCUGGGGAAGAAGAAAGGUCUGCCCAGCAGGAUGGUGGUGUCCAUCUUCGAUCCCCCGGUGAACUGGCUGCCCCCGGGCUACGUGGUGAACCAGGACAAGAGCGCCACCGACAAGUGGGACUCGGAUGAGGGAAAAGAAGACCUGGCGAACGGAAAAGCCGCCAAGCACGUCUUGGACGACGACAACGACGAUGACGACGUGGAGGACGUGGAGGACGAGGACCUCAUGUGGAAGGAGCCCAAGGACGAGAUCAACGCGGAGGACGACCUGGAGUACUACCCCGAGCACAUCAACUUCAUCGACACCAUGCUGAUUGGCUCGGGCGCUUUCGGGAAGAAGUUCCCGCUCGACGUGUUCCCCUCCCCCGAGCCCAGCUGCGACUGGAAGGCGCCCAAGAAGCCGGCGUUCCCGGCGGACGGCGGCCACGACCAGUUCGACUACAGCUCGUGGGACGCCAUGUGCUACCUGGACCCGAGCAAGGCGGCGGAGGAGGACGAGUUCGUGGUGGGGUUCUGGAACCCGGCCGAGGAGAGCUGCGGCGCGCAGACGGCCAAGCAGUGCAUCUCGUACGACCUGCACACGGAGCAGUGCAUCGCCGACAAGAGCAUCGCCGACUGCGUGGAGGCCCUGCUGGGCUGCUACCUCACCAGCUGCGGGGAGCGGGCCGCCCAGAUGUUCCUGUGCUCGCUCGGCCUCAAGGUGCUGCCGGUCAACAGGAGGAGCGGGAAAAAGAGGGGCGGCGACGGCGAGGACGACUACGGCUGGCUGCAGAUCCCGGCGCGCUGCAUGUUCGAGCAUCCCGACGCCCAGCGCACCCUCGACCACCUGAUCUCGGGGUUCGAGAACUUCGAGAGGAAGAUUAACUACACGUUUAAAAACAAGGCGUACCUCCUGCAGGCCUUCACGCACGCCUCCUACCAUUACAACACCAUCACAGAUUGCUACCAGCGGCUGGAGUUCCUGGGCGACGCCAUUCUAGACUACCUCAUAACCAAGCACCUUUACGAAGACCCGCGCCAGCACUCGCCCGGCGUCCUGACCGACCUGCGCUCGGCGCUCGUCAACAACACCAUCUUCGCCUCCCUCGCCGUCAAGUACGACUACCACAAGUACUUCAAAGCCGUCUCGCCCGAGCUCUUCCACGUCAUCGACGACUUCGUGCAGUUCCAGAUGGAGAAGAACGAAAUGCAGGGCAUGGACUCUGAGCUGCGGCGCUCGGAGGAAGACGAGGAGAAAGAGGAGGAUAUUGAGGUCCCCAAAGCCAUGGGGGACAUCUUCGAGUCGCUAGCCGGGGCAAUUUACAUGGAUAGCGAGAUGUCGCUGGAGACCGUUUGGCGAGUGUAUUAUCCAAUGAUGAGGCCGCUGAUAGAGAAAUUUUCCGCCAACGUCCCUCGGUCGCCUGUGCGAGAGCUGCUGGAGAUGGAACCGGAGACGGCAAAGUUCAGUCCUGCUGAGAGAACGUACGACGGGAAGGUUCGAGUGACGGUGGAGGUGGUCGGAAAAGGAAAGUUCAAGGGCGUGGGGCGGAGCUAUCGUAUCGCCAAAUCGGCGGCGGCACGACGCGCCCUGCGCAGCCUCAAAGCCAAUCAACCUCAGGUCCAGAACAGCUGAGCUCUACACACACACACACACUCGGCACGACACGGCGCUCUGCACCUGGAUACCACACACACACUGAAGCCUCCUGGUGGGCGUCGUCUCGCCGUUCUGUGAUCCGCCCUCGACACUUCGCAGAAACUUCGGACUGAACAAACGAUCUUUUUUUUUUUUUUUCUUCUUCUGCGCGACACAAUCUUCAGCUUCGGUUUCCUGCGCCGCGUCCCGUCGCAACACCGCUUCCUUCAUGAACUGCGAGCGCCGGCGGUCGGGCGUCGGCUUCUCUGUCUCCUCGAGCGUCUUCUGUGAUGUCCGUUCGCUUCGUCGGUGGUGUGUAAAGCAGCGUGCGCUCAAAAUCACGUCUAGAAUGUAAAUAGUUAUAAAAAAUAACGCCAACCGCGUGGCGGCCUGUUCCUCGGGCCUCGGACGCUUUCCGUAAACGCCCUCGCGCUUAUGCGGCGGCGCUAAACGAAGCGCGCGCUCUCUUACAGGAAUAGUUUGUCAAGAAAUGAAAUGUCAUUUAGCACCAAGGGUCACUGAUGCCAUUUACAUUAGCCAGCCGUGUCUGUGUGGAGACGCCCGACCGGACGAUAGCACUGCUGGGAUUCGAACCCUGAAGGGAGGGGGAAAUUAAAUGACCCAGGAGUUUGUACAGCAACCAAUUCGUAUAUUACAUCUGGGAAUUAGACAUGACUAAAUUUAGAGAGAAAAUAUAGCAGCAUGGUUAAAAAAAAAAAAAAAAAGUACCCAUCUGUGAGGCCAACCAUCCCAAAGAGAUGACAGCAUAGUGAUGUGACCAGCCUUCAAAAUGUGGAUUUAAAACAGAGGGGAUGCACCCUACGACGGGCGUGCGGACACCCCGAUUUAGUCAUAUCCAUCUACCCGACUCUACUGCUGAGACCUGUGCAGCACAGACCACUCCUUUUCACCUGCACCGGACGGGUUUGUUGUUCAUACGGAGACCCGUAUCGUGCACGGAGAGUCUCUACUAUCCCUCGUCUCUGUGCAGUAGCAUCAAUCAGCCACCAGAGGGCGUAACUGCAGCAAUUUUGAGGAACCCCUUCAGCCCUCCCCUUCACUCUCUUCCCUUGUGCUUUACUGCUGUGCCACCUGAGCGCCCCCUAGUGUCGAUCCUUGUUUAAAAUUCUUUCCUGUGCUUAGAUCUUGUGGAAUUUAGCGGUGAGCUUCCCCCCUCAGU
Trichomycterus rosablanca is the source of this 6917-nucleotide messenger RNA. It is a transcript of the gene dicer1, whose product is annotated as dicer 1, ribonuclease type III. Gene Ontology annotation, molecular function: protein binding; ribonuclease III activity; RNA binding. Lineage: Eukaryota; Metazoa; Chordata; Actinopteri; Siluriformes; Trichomycteridae. Gene Ontology annotation, biological process: pre-miRNA processing; siRNA processing; apoptotic DNA fragmentation. The record is from RefSeq and is a predicted model, not a curated record. Gene Ontology annotation, cellular component: cytoplasm; RISC complex; nucleus. Bases 188 to 5734 code for a protein of 1848 amino acids. The transcript is spliced from 28 exons.